Messenger RNA from Gopherus flavomarginatus (Mexican gopher tortoise), 545 nucleotides. It is a transcript of the gene DNAJC19, whose product is annotated as DnaJ heat shock protein family (Hsp40) member C19. Bases 130 to 402 code for a protein of 90 amino acids. Gene Ontology annotation, molecular function: ATPase activator activity. Lineage: Eukaryota; Metazoa; Chordata; Testudines; Testudinidae. The record is from RefSeq and is a predicted model, not a curated record. The transcript has 6 exons. Gene Ontology annotation, cellular component: PAM complex, Tim23 associated import motor. Gene Ontology annotation, biological process: protein import into mitochondrial matrix.
UCAUGGUGAGGGCGGCUCCGGAUCCCUCCGUCCGUCCAGGCAGGCGGGGGCGAGCAGGCUACUACUGUGAUAGCAGUUGGAUUGACAAUAGCUGCUGCUGGAUUUGCAGGUCGUUAUGCAUUACAAGCUAUGAAGCAAAUGGAACCACAAGUAAAACAAGCCCUUCAGAGUCUGCCAAAAUCAGCCUUCAGUGGUUAUUACAGAGGUGGAUUUGAUCCCAAAAUGACGAAACGAGAAGCAGCUUUAAUAUUAGGAGUGAGUCCUACAGCCAAUAAAGGUAAAAUUCGGGAAGCUCACAGACGGAUCAUGCUUUUGAAUCAUCCAGAUAAAGGUGGUUCUCCCUAUGUGGCAGCCAAAAUCAAUGAAGCUAAAGAUUUACUGGAAGGCCAAGCUAAGAAGUGAAUGUGGAUAUUUAGUUGUAAAUUAAUGGUUUAGUUUAUGCAUAUUAAUAUCAGUUUUGAUAACUGACCCAAGGAAAGUUGACACCAAUCUUUUUUACUUGAUCAAUGAUUAAACUAAUGCAGGGAACCCUCCCCCAUCCCCCC